Molecule: messenger RNA, 1204 nt
Organism: Mercurialis annua (annual mercury)
Lineage: Eukaryota; Viridiplantae; Streptophyta; Magnoliopsida; Malpighiales; Euphorbiaceae
Exons: 6
Coding region: 137-775 (212 amino acids)
Source: RefSeq, a predicted model, not a curated record
UUUAGCGGUCCAUAUUUAAUUUAAUUUAAUUUCUCGCUUUCCUCUUUUAAUUUUGUAAUUAAUAUUUUAACGAACCAAUCACUUCACUCAAUUCAAUUCAAUUUUUUUAAAAUCAUUAAUUAAACCAAAAGAAAGCAUGGAGGACGAGGAAGAAGGAUCAGAGAGGAGGAGGAGGAGGAGGGAGACGAUGAAAGAGCAGGAAAGAGAACGGCGUCGUAUUAGAGAUAGACAAAGACGACAAUCCAUGAGUCUGGACGAACGAGAAAAGCAUCUGGCUAGGCGUCGCCGUAAUUAUCAACUCCGUCGUCUUAGAGCUCAAACUUCUCUCUUCCACCACCACCUAACCGCCGCUACAAAUGUUGAAUGCAAUAAUAAUAAUAAUUAUGUCACUGCCGUUGAAUGCCAUAGUAAUGUCACUGUUGGAUUGGAAAUUCCAGCACAUAAAUUAGCUACAUUACCCACGAGAUUACGUUUAAAUCAUUUGAAACAUCUGGCCAGAUCAUUGGAUGAUAAUCAAACUGCUGCUGCUGAUUUUAUUAUUACAGCAAAUGAAAUUCAGAAUGCAAAUGCAGAUUCCACUUGUGUGACUCCACAAUCAGGCUUAAGAUUAAAUCGUGUUAAACAUCUUGCACGUUCGAUAAAUUCUGAUUUAGAAAAGUCUACACCAGAAAAUGGCGUGGAGCACAAGAAUCAGUUAAAUGGACUUCAGCUAUGCAGUCUAUCGCAAGCUUUUGAUCAGCCAUAUCUUGUUAGAUGUGCGACUGCAAAUGAGUGAUCGUUUAUUUCGUAGAUGCACGUAUUUUCUCCUAAGUUGUUGACAGAUUAUAGAGGAAUGAAGCUCGCCAAUCUUCUCUUUGUUAUCUAUUUAUAUUAAUAUAAAUUUGAAGGACAUAUAAAGCAAAUUAUGAAAUCACAAUGACGCAUUGUGGGUAUUAAUAUACUGGACGAAUUGAGACUACACGGUAGUAGGAACGGCCAAAUGCUUGAGCUUGAUUUCACUUCUUCAAUAACUGGGGCUUUCAAUUUUGUCUUGUUAUUUCAUUUUCCUCUAGGUUCAAGGGCAUUCCAGUUGAAUGUCAUUUUUUGCAACUACACUCUAUGUAAUGGUAUCAAUCAGAAAAAUGCAUAAAUUUAAGAUGCAUUGGCUGUACAGAUUCUUUUUCGACGAGUAUGUAUUUAUUCAUCUUUCUAGCUGUUCUACUGA